Metarhizium robertsii ARSEF 23 is the source of this 846-nucleotide messenger RNA. Its product is annotated as SAM-dependent methyltransferase. The transcript has a single exon. NCBI's taxonomy places the organism in Eukaryota, Fungi, Ascomycota, Sordariomycetes, Hypocreales, Clavicipitaceae. The record is from RefSeq and is a predicted model, not a curated record. Bases 1 to 846 code for a protein of 281 amino acids.
AUGUCCAUCGAUACCGGCGAUACGAGCACCGAAUCCAAUGACAAUAUGGUUUCCCAAAAUGCAGACACCGGCAUUGGCAAUGUUGCUUUAUACAACCUGGGUAGGAUUAGGAGAAGCCUGGAUGCCCUCGCUAGCAAACCCAAAUGGGACCCUAGCGACACCGCAGGCUUCGAUUGCAUGCACUAUUUUGGCGACGGUGCCUUGGAAAAGGCAUGCCAGAGGUUGGGCAUGCAGCCUGGACAAACAGUCAUCGAUAUUGGCUCCGGAUUCAGCGCCACCGGCCGCUAUUUCCACAAGACGUGCGGCGUUGAUGUCACGGGCGUCGAGCUACAGGCCGAAAUUCAUGAACUCGCAGAGAUCAUCACCAAACGGAAUGGACUGGCCGGAGGCGUACGCUCCGUGAAUGCCGACUUUACAAAACUCACGGUAGAUGCCCCCGUAGACUACAUUGUCUCGUUCUUAUGCAUACUACACAUUCCCGACAGGGAGGCGUUGUUCCAGAAAGUGGCCGGUAGCCUAAAGCCCGGUGGAAAAGUCUACAUUGAGGACUUCUUUGCCCGAACGAAACUUGAUCCCAACGCCAGCGACCAAUUACGCGACAUUGUGUCGUGCCCCUACCUGCCGAGCCGGGAGCAGUAUAUAUCCCAUCUGACCAAUGCAGGGCUCCAUGGCGUUCGAUUUGAGGAAACGUCGGAAGAUUGGGCCGAGUUUGUGCACGAACGAGCAGUGAGGAACAGACAUGAAGGGACAAGCGAGGCGCCACUUACGUUAUUCUACGAUACGGUUGAUGCAUUGUUUGCUAGCGGCCAGUUGGGCGGCGUACGUCUUACCGCUGUCAAGGGAUAA